CGAAAAUUCCAAGUAGGCGUGACUUCCGGUUUUAGGUCAUGUGACCAAAUUGAAGCGGCGUGACAUGAGAUGUAAAUAAAACGUAUUUAUGUGUCUGCCACAUCAUGUAUCUAUCAAGCUGCUGAGCUAAUACCUUUUCUCCUGACCAUGGAUCCUGGGCAGCAGCUGCCUCCAUCUGAUGCCACCUCCCAGGUCAUUCCAGAAUACUUUCCAUGGGAUCUUCGAUUUCAACUUAUUGGACUCGGUUUUUCCUUUUAUGCAUCAGUCUUCCUCCUCACUCACCUCCUAUCUUCAUCACUGACCCAUACGUACAGCUCCUUGCAAGCUAAAGAAAAAGUUUUCUGGAACCUUGCAGCUACCCGCGCAGUGUUCGGCAUCCAGAGUUCAGUAGCUGGUCUCAGAGCACUUACCCAGGACUCUGGGUUGAGCCGAGACAUAGUGAUGGGGCAGGAGGAGUGGUCGUGGUUCAAUAUACUCACAUCCACAGGGUUCUUUGUCUUUGAGAAUGCAGCAUUUCACACCUACAGUUUGGUUUUUCGGUCACUUGACCUCACCCUGGCAACGCACCAUUUAUUUGCCCUGGCAGGAUAUGGAGGGGCUUCUAUGUCAGAUUCCAUGGGCCACUUUGUGCCAAUGGCAGUGCUACUGCUGGAGAUGAGCACACCAUUCACCUGCAUAUCAUGGAUGCUUCUGAAGGCCGGACGGGCCAGCAGUCUGUUUUGGAAAGCCAACCAAUGGGUGAUGAUCCACAUGUUCCAUUGUCGCAUGGUCCUCACCUACUACCUUUGGUGGUUAAGCUUUAACCACUGGGGAGACAUCAACAACCACUUCCCCCUGGCCUUACGCCUCAUCUUCUUCAUCGGCCUGGUUCUGCUCACCAUCAUCAUGAAUCCAUUUUGGACCUACAAGAAGACCAUGCAGCUGUUCAACCCUGUCGACUGGAACUUUGGCAAUAAGCCGGUACCUGGAAACAACCCCAAAGGGGAAGAGGCUGAUGUUGCUGUCAAACCUCAUGCAAGCUGAGGAGAAACAGGGAAGUUGGUUACUGCAUUUUAUAACAGGCUGCUUUACAUUUUAAGAUGAUUUACGCAUUUUUGAAAAGACUACCCAAAUCUAUCUACCUUUAUUUGAUGGUACUGGACACUCAACAUGGACUUUAAAAUACAGUGGGAGGAAAAAGUAUGUAAACCCUGUGGAAUUUAUUCAAAGUUCUGCAUAAAUUGCUCAUAAAAUGUGGUCUCAUCAUCUAAAUCACAAGAAUAAACAAACAGUCUGCUUAGACUAAUACCACAAUUAUGUUUUCAUGUUUUUAUUGAAAAUAACGUAAGCAUUCACAGAGCAGGGAAGAAAAUGUAAGUGAACCCAGUUAAUAAAUCCAAUCCCUCCUUUGGCAGCAAUAAACUCAACCAAAUGUUUCCUGUAGUUGCAGAUCAAUGAUCGGGAUGAAUUGUUUUACAAAUUUGUUGCAGUUCAGCAGGAUUCCUGUGUCGUCUGGUGUGAAUAGCUCUCUUGAGGAAUAUUGCUGAACUGCAAUAGUUCUAUAAAGAGGAAUGAUCCAGAAUGAACAUAAUGGUUGUGUACGUCUGAUCUGCAACUACAGGAAAUGUUUGGUUGAGGUUAUUGCUGCCAAAGGAGGGUUAACCAUUUAAUAAAUCCAAGGGGUUCACCUAAUCUUUCCUCCCUGUCCUGUGAAUGUUUGUUAUUUUCAAUAAAACUAUGAAAACAUAUACAGUGGACCCCCGCUAUUCGCAGGGGUUAGGGACCGGGCCGACUUGCGAAUAGCGCAAAUCCACGGCUAAUUGACGCCCAUUAUAAUUGCAUUGCAUUGUUUUUUUGUUUUUUUUAUUAUUUUUUAACCCCAAAUAAUUAUUGAAUAAGCGGGGAUAAACUGCUAGUAAAUCUGCGACUAGGUGAGUCCGCAGGUGUCCACUGUAAUGGUUUGUGCAGUAUUAGUUUAAGCAGAUUGUUUGUCUAUUCUUAUUUAGAUGAAAAUCAGACCACAUUUUCUGAGCAAAUUAUGCAGAAAAUUCCCAUUUCUAAGUGUUCAUGUGCUUUUUCCUCCCACUGUAAUUCAUGUUGUUGCACACAUUUGUUAGUUGACAGAAAAUGUUGAUCUAAAAUACAAUUGUGAGGAUCUAGUUGACAAGAAAAUAUGAAAGAGUGUUUUAAUUUUUUAAGUGCACAGAGAACCUGUUAACUGCUACAGUGGACCUCCGCUAAUCAAAGCCUGCGGCGGCCGCCACCAGGGACCGCUGUAAGUCGCCCCUCUGCGGGCCUCAUCAAUAAAAACUAGUGAUCCCAUUCCAGAAGCAGCCAAGCAAGCCCAAGCCAUGACAUUACCUCCACCAAGGUUCACAGAUGUGCUUGUGUGUUUUGGAUCAUAAGCAGAUCCUUUCUUUCUCCAUACUUUGGCCUUUCCAUCACUCUGGUAGAGGUUAAUCUUGGUCUCAUCAGUCCAUAAAACUUUGUUCCAAAC
Messenger RNA from Phyllopteryx taeniolatus (common seadragon), 2476 nucleotides. It is a transcript of the gene cln8, whose product is annotated as CLN8 transmembrane ER and ERGIC protein. NCBI's taxonomy places the organism in Eukaryota, Metazoa, Chordata, Actinopteri, Syngnathiformes, Syngnathidae. Gene Ontology annotation, cellular component: endoplasmic reticulum; membrane. Gene Ontology annotation, biological process: lipid homeostasis. The transcript is spliced from 3 exons. The record is from RefSeq and is a predicted model, not a curated record. Bases 148 to 1023 code for a protein of 291 amino acids.